CGCAGCUGGUGUUUAAAUGCCAGCCUUUCAGGAAAUUGACGAGCGACGGAAGUCACCAGCUCCUGGCAAGCCAGGAACUCUACUGAAGGAGACACUUUUCCACACAAAGAAGGUCGAGAGAGUCCUCCGGCAUUGUGUAGUGACAAGACCCCUAAAGUAUCACUAGCUGGGAAUUUCUCCUACCACCCCCAUGGCCUUGCUCUCAUUCCUGAGACGAGGGAAAUCAAAGCCACGGGUGCCUUCAUGCAAGGGAGCCUUUCAAAAACCCAACAAACUUCUUCAUCAGAACUACGAGACCUUGCUGGAGACAUGCUUGAAGAAUAAAUGCCUGUUCAAGGAUGAGAACUUCCCAGCUGACCUUUGUUCCAUUGGAAUGGGAUCAUUGCUGCAGAAACUGCCCCCAAAGCUACAGUGGAAGAGGCCACAUGAGCUGCAUAAAACUCCAAUAUUUUAUACUGCAAACACAAGACGGCUUGAUCUCUGCCAAGGAUUGGUUGAAAACUGCUGGUUCCUGGCCGCAUUGGAAGCGCUGACGUUCCACCAAGACAUCUUGGCCGUGGUCGUGCCGCAAAACCAAAGCUUUGAUAGGAAGUACGCUGGCAUUUUCCAUUUCCGGUUUUGGCACUUUGGUGAAUGGGUUGAUGUGGUGGUCGAUGACCGACUGCCAGUGAACGAGGCUGGUCAGCUGGUUUUUCUCUCCUCCGUUUGUAAGAAUCUCUUCUGGGGAGCCCUUUUGGAGAAGGCGUAUGCCAAGCUCUAUGGCUCCUAUGAAGAUCUGCAGAUUGGACAAGUGUCGGAAGCGCUGGUGGAUUUUACAGGCGGAGUUAAUAUGACAAUAAAACUGGCAGAGGCUCCUCCUGAUCUGUGGGAUAUACUGACAAGAGCAACCUACAGCAGAUCUCUCAUGGGUUGCCAGACGCAUUUAGGGACAGCAAGGGUCCUAGAGAAUGGGCUGGUGGCUGGCCAUGCCUACACAGUCACUGGUAUUAGAAAGGUGACUUGCAAAUAUGGACCGGAAAAUUUAGUGAGACUGAGAAAUCCAUGGGGGAAAACUGAAUGGAAAGGAGACUGGAGCGAUAGCUCUGGGAACUGGGAGCUGCUCAGCCCGAAGGAGAAGAUUUUGCUGCGGAGAAACCAAGAUGAUGGAGAAUUCUGGAUGUCUCUGCACGAUUUUAAGACCCACUUCGUAGAUCUGAUGAUCUGUAAAUUAACUCCCGACCUGAUGAGCCAGGAAGAUGGAAAGAAGUGGAUGUAUUCUCUGCAGAUUGGGAGAUGGGUCAAAGGAAGCACGGCAGGCGGCAGGAUGAGGCCCUACAAAGACACAUUUUGGAUGAAUCCCCAGUACUGGCUGGAAGUUUUGCAGGGUGACGGCAGCAAAAGGUCCCUGCAUUCCUGCAGUGUGCUGGUGUCCCUGAUCCAGAAACCCAGCAGCAAACACCGAAACCGGGCCCCUCACUUCUCCAUAGGGUUUUCCAUCUUCAAGGUGGGCCCAGAGUACCACAAAAGCAACAAAAGGCUGGCACCAGCAUUCUUUGCCUGGAACCCCUCCGUCAAUCAAAGGCAUCUCUUCCUGAACGAGCGGGAAGUGACUCAGGAUUUCCGGCUGCAGCCUGGGGUCUAUGUCAUCGUCCCCUCCACCGCGGAACCCCAGCAGGAGUCCGAGUUCAUCCUGCGGGUCUUCUCCAGGAAACACGUCCUUCGCGAAAUGGGCGGAAAUUCAAGUUUCAUCCUUUCCAAGGAAAUAAUUGAUAAACAUGAAGGCAAGAUUUGGGAGGAUUUCUUCAAUAAGCAUUUUGAACAACAUCCUGAAAUAAACGCUGUGCAACUCCAGAGGAUCCUGAAUAAUGUUGCCUGGACACAUCUCCAGAGCUUUCGGCUGAGGUUUAGUCUGGAUGCCUGCCAAGGUAUCCUGGCACUGCUGGAUCUUAAUGCCACUGGCACACUGAGUAUUCAGGAAUUCAGGGUCCUGUGGAAGAGGCUGAUUUUCUAUCUGGAAGUUUUCCAGAAGAAAGAUGUUGAUAGAUCAGGAAAUCUGGACUUAGUGGAAUUGCAUGCAGCUGUGCAGGAGACAGGUAUUUCGCUCAGCAACGAAGUCUGUAACCUAAUGGCGAUUAGAUACGGCAACCCUGACCUGAAAAUCAGCUUUGAGAGCUUCGUCUGCUUCAUGCUGCGAGUGGAGAUCAUGGGGGAGGCCUUUCGGAACUUAACUACAGACGGCAAAGGGAUAUAUCUCCAGGAAGCUGAGUGGAUGAUGAUGACUCUCUAUUCUUAAAGCAAAGCAGUGGAGGAGGAAGGAAUUGGACUUAGACACACUGGCCCCUCCCAGGACAUGGAGGGUUGUUCCUUAUCAACUUGCUGGAUACUUUGGGCCAAUCCUGCAAUCCCCACUCAUGCGAGCAGUCCUUGGUCAGCCAGUGGGGUGGCUUAAAUGCGUUAGGACAACUGAAGUGAAUACAGGUUGCUGGAUCAGGCUCUUUCCAUAUGGAUAGAUUUUAUCCCAUGAGGAUCUACUUUUAUGAACAGAUUGGAUCUAAAGACCCGAGAUGCGGUGAAAUGAAGAUUGGCUUUUAUUUUUAAUGCAUCAUUUCAGACACCUCUGAGAAUCCGCUCUUAGAAUGGGACUGCAGAGUUGUGGAUUCACUGAGAGACCAGGGUGACACGUAGUUCUUAUAACUAGCAAAGCUACCAGGAUGAAAAGUCCCGUAUUGGAUGCCCUGAAUCUGUAAGGCUCCCCAUAGUUUUCAGGUUGAUUGUAGUUGGACACUUACAAUUAGUAAUAGUUGUGUAUAUUGUGGUAAUGCCCAAAGGCUCCAGCUAGGACUGGGCCAACACUAUCCUGGGCGAUGGACAAACCUAGAAAACAGACGAUCCCUGCCCCAAAUGGCUUAUGUGCUAAAGAUGCAAACACAUUCAAAUUCCACAACCCCUCCAGGCAAAUGUAAUCCAGGUCCCUUCCUCCCUCCAAGGGUAAAAAGAAUCACUAAAAACUAUUAAUGAGUUUGGAAGCUGAAGUCUAAGCUUUAGGGCCAGAUCCUCAGGUGGAAUUUGAAGUCAAUCGACCUAUGCUCAUUAUGCCAGUUGAUGAUCUGGCCCCCUUAUUGGUUGUUUAGGGCUGAGACAUCAUUGUUUGCAUAAGAAGGUGGGUAAUGACUUCCAGUUACAGACGGCAAAGGACAGUGAAGGACUGUUUGGUGCAAUAACAGCGUUCUAAGCAUUAAUGUCACUAUUUUCCAAUUUAGUAGAAGAAUUUGUGUGCAUUGAGCAGUCUGAGCAUUUGUUAUCGAUGACGUAGAUACCCAUAGGUGAGGUCUAAUUAUGGACUUGCUUUGUCUAAAUAGUGGGAAUUGUGUGUGGAUUUGAGAUCAGAAU
This is a messenger RNA of Mauremys reevesii (Reeves's turtle), 3369 nucleotides long. RefSeq names its product calpain-14-like. Lineage: Eukaryota; Metazoa; Chordata; Testudines; Geoemydidae. Gene Ontology annotation, biological process: proteolysis. Gene Ontology annotation, cellular component: cytoplasm. Bases 191 to 2272 code for a protein of 693 amino acids. Gene Ontology annotation, molecular function: calcium ion binding; calcium-dependent cysteine-type endopeptidase activity. The record is from RefSeq and is a predicted model, not a curated record. The transcript is spliced from 22 exons.